Molecule: messenger RNA, 3425 nt
Organism: Plutella xylostella (diamondback moth)
Lineage: Eukaryota; Metazoa; Arthropoda; Insecta; Lepidoptera; Plutellidae
Gene: Suv3
Product: Suv3 RNA helicase
Biological process (GO): mitochondrial RNA 3'-end processing
Cellular component (GO): mitochondrial degradosome
Molecular function (GO): RNA helicase activity; hydrolase activity, acting on acid anhydrides; ATP binding
Source: RefSeq, a predicted model, not a curated record
AUUGACAUAUUAUCUUGUAAUGACAUUUCAGUCAGUAGGUUAUUUUUUGAUCCAAUGUGAAAUUUAUUUUGUUUUCAUGUUUAGUUUUUAUUCCAAAGAUGUAUAAAAAUUUCACUCGUAUUAUUUCAAUUAGUUGUAAUGAAACUUUACAGCCGUGUAUUACUCCAUUCCUUAGGAAUAGUGUGUUGUGUACAAACAAGGGUCGUAUUAGCAGUAUAGGUUAUGUUUUCCGAAGAACCAAGAAACAUGACCGAAAUCCAUCGUCUCUGUUUGUGCCAGUGCCAGUCAAGCCCAACCCUGAUGACAUGAAUAUAGGGGAAGAAUUCACUGGCCGUCUGAAAAAGCAGGACUUGCUCAAAAUACUGAACAGAUUUUAUCAGAAACCUGAAGUUCGGGUUUUGGCUUCAGAGAAUGGUUUGGAUGACACACUGUUGCAUCAGGCAUUCCUAUCAUUCAGAAGACAUUGCUUAGAACACGAUCUACCUCCAGAUUUACAUAUAACUAUUAGUGAUAUAUUACAAGGCGCUGGAAAUGUGAAUGAUUUAUUCCCGUACUUCGUAAGACAUGCCCGACUGGCGUUUCCUCAUUUAGACUGUUUAGAUGACCUUAAGAAAAUAUCAGACUUGCGUACCCCAGCCAACUGGUAUCCACAAGCCAGAAGUAUGAAUAGAAAAAUAAUAUUUCACGCUGGACCAACAAACUCGGGAAAGACCUACCAUGCCAUGGAGAGGUUCCUAAGUGCCAAGUCCGGGGUCUACUGUGGCCCUCUCAAGUUGCUUGCUGCUGAAAUAUACCACAAAGCUAACAAAAGGGGUAUCCCAUGUGAUCUAGUAACAGGAGAAGAGAGGACACAUGCAUCACAAUGUAACAUUCUAACAGGAACCGUUGAUGCACCAGAAGAAGAUCCCAACACAAUUGUUGAGGCAGAACCCAAAGAGUCCAGUCAUGUAGCUUGUACCGUUGAAAUGACUUCCUUAAAUCAUAAUUAUGAUGUAGCUGUAAUAGAUGAAAUACAAAUGAUAGGUGAUAAAGGCAGAGGAUGGGCGUGGACCAGAGCCAUAUUAGGAUUACAAGCAGAUGAAAUACAUUUAUGCGGGGAAGCCGGCGCAAUCAAUCUCAUUGAAGAAAUCUGCAACACCACAGGUGAAGAAAUGGAGGUGCGGACAUACAAACGUCUAACAGAGCUGAAGGUCCAAGACGCAGCGCUAUCCUCACUAGACAAUGUGCAGCCGGGUGACUGUAUAGUGUGUUUCAAUAAGAACGACAUUUACAGUGUAAGUCGAGCGAUCGAACAGAGGGGCCAUGAAGUGGCGGUGAUAUACGGCAGCCUGCCGCCCGGCACUAAGCUGGCUCAGGCCAACAAAUUCAAUGACCCUGAAAAUUCAUGUAAAGUCAUGGUCGCCACAGACGCUAUCGGUCUGGGAAUCAAUUUGAGCAUACGAAGGAUAAUAUUCUAUUCUCUAGUCAAGCCAGUGGUGAAUGAGGAUGGGGACAAAGAAAUAGAUGUCAUUAGUAUAUCACAAGCUCUGCAGAUUGCAGGUCGCGCGGGCCGCUACGGCAGCGCAUGGGAGACAGGCUUCGUGACCACCUUCAGGCCUGAAGACCACGGGACCCUGAAGACAUUACUGGCUAGUACCCCGGACCCCGUGGCGCAGGCCGGGCUGCACCCCACGGCGGAACAGAUGGAGUUGUACGCGUACCAUCUGCCGCACGCUACGUUGAGUAGCUUGAUGGACAUAUUCGUGCACCUGUGCACCGUAGACGACUCGCUCUACUUCAUGUGCAACACGGAGGCGUUCAAGUUCUUAGCCGAGAUGAUCCAGCACGUGCCGCUGCCGCUGCGCGCGCGAUACGUGUUUUGUUGCGCGCCGAUCAAUAAUAAACUGCCGUUCGUUUGCGCCACGUUCUUAAAGAUGGUCCGUCAGUACAGCCGCAGCGAGCCCCUCACGCGGGGCUGGCUGUGCCGCGCCGUGGACUGGCCCGCGCCCCCCCCGCGCACCAUCAUGGACCUCGUGCACCUCGAGGCCGUGUUCGACGUGCUCGAGCUGUAUCUGUGGCUCAGUUACCGGUUCCCGGACAUGUUCCCGGAUGUGAAGCUGGUCCGUGAGAUGGAGGUGGAACUGGACGCCAUCAUACAACAAGGCAUCUUUCAGAUCACCAGAUUGCUGCGCAACUCGGAGCAACUCCUCAAGGAGUCCGGCGGCGCGGCGGAGGGCGCCUACCCCCGCGCGCCCCGCGCCCCCGCCCGCCCAGACGACGGGAAGGGGAAACUGUCCGAUAUGCUUGUUUCUAGGGGUCUCAUCACCCCGCAGAUGCUGAAGAAGCUCCAGAGCGAGCUGGUGGCGGACGCCAAGCCCGACCGCGGCAAGAAGAAGACACCCACCAGACACAAACGGAAGUGAAUAGUAGAAGAGACGAUAGUAGUUCUAAAAGUGAAUGGUGUCCGCACAAUACUGGCUUUGGAGAAUGAGGCUAUAAGUGUAGAAUGCGAGACCAACAUGCCGAUGGCGUACUGCGGGUUCAUACACCCUAGUGGGAAGCGAUUUUCGUUCCUCACUGAUUGCGGGCCGGGCCGGUGUGAAGUCAAAAUAAAUGCCACUAAGGCUGACGCUGGUGAAUGGCACUGCCAUAUCGGGACCAGCACUGUGGGACUGGAGUCUAAGCAGAAGAUUGUAGUGCGCAUAGUAAACAAGCUAGCCGCCGUGGAGCCCCACAUGACGGCGGUGCACGCGCGGCCCGCCACGCUGCUGUGUGUGUCGGCGCAGACCCUCACCCCGCUCAGCUACUGCCGCUUCGAGCCGCCUAGUGGCAGCCCGUUUAGCAUCUCGCCGGAAGUUACUGAGGAUAAAGCGAUCCUAGGCCGCUACUACUUCCCCCCCAACCGCUCCCUGGACGGCGGCGCGUGCGCGGUGCGGGUGCGGCGCGUGCGCCACGACGAUGUGGGCGCGUGGACCUGUGCGGCAGGGUUGGAUGAUGGAAAUGAGUAUGUGGAUGUUAUACAUCUGGAAGUGCAGGGCUACUACACAAUGUCGACAGCAUCAGUCACUGGAAUCACCUUCGGUAGCAUCGCUGCAAUCGCUGUCCUGGUCAUAUUAGGAGUCAGUGCAUGGAAGAAGAAAACCUUCCUGACCGGAAGGGCGCGGCCGGAAGCGCCGGAAAUGGCGGAAGAGCACGAAAUGGCGGCGGUUCCGGCGGAAACGGGGAGAACCCCGAUGGGAUCUCAAAGGACUAUUCCGAGUGUGAUCGUGGAAUCUCCAUCGGAGCCUAGCACGUCUAUUCGUCAUGAACAUUGAGGUGCUCCUUAUUUAUAAAUCAUAAUUUUGGAAUUUCUAUUCCGCGUAAUGCCACAUAUCCUAUGAUGGAUGGAUACCAUUAAUAUACAAAACUGAUGUUAUGAUAUCGAGGAAGUGCGAUAGAUCUUGAAA